Messenger RNA from Pieris macdunnoughi, 234 nucleotides. The record is from the annotation of a GenBank genome assembly. Lineage: Eukaryota; Metazoa; Arthropoda; Insecta; Lepidoptera; Pieridae.
AUGUGGGAUAACAUGCAAAUAUCCGGUUAUAUCUUAGCUUCGUUACUUGCUAUGGCAGGCGAUGGACACCCAGUAAGUUCAAGACUGGAAACCGUGGGAAGGGAUGACAAGAUUGAAGACCUGAUGCCGUAUUGUCCUCCUACCCACAAAUAUGCCACAAUUGUGGUUCUACCCUCUUUUCUAUGCUGUUGGAAAGGGUGGUCUCGGCCAGUGUUCGGACCUAUUGCUGCGUAA